AUGGAUUUCAAGAACUUUGGCAAGAACAUCACCUCACUUGGUGCAUCGUUCACGCCAUUCGCUUCGCGCACCUUUCAGUAUACCAAAGAGCAGCUUGGGCAAGUCGAGGACAAGACCCAAUUGCCUCCUGACUACAUUGAUCUCGAGAAGCGGGUGGACGCGCUCAAGGCCGUCCACCAGAAGAUGCUGGCUGUCACCAACCAAUAUGCCAAUGAGGCCUACGACUACCCGCCCAACAUCAAGGAGACGUUCUCUGACCUUGGCCGAACAGUCAGCGAGAAGGUGACGCUCCUCUCGUCGGCCACCACCCCUGCCGAGGCCCAGGCUGCCCUCACGGCACCCCCUAGUGCGAAGCCUCAGCCCAAGACCUUCUCGCACGCCAUCGCUCGCGCCUCGCUGGCUAGCAGCCAGACGCUGCACCAGACACACGCGGAUGCCGGCGAGGACCCCCUGGCCACGGCGCUUGAGAAGUACGCUCUGGCUCAGGAGCGCGUGGGCGAGGCUCGCCUGGCCCAAGACAACCAGAUUCAGCGCACCUUCCUAGCAGGCUGGAACACGACACUCAACACCAACCUGCUGUUUGCCACACGCGCCCGCAAGAACGUCGAGAACUCGCGCCUGAGUCUGGACGCUGCCAAGGCUCGCGUCAAGGGUACCACCUGGAAGCUACCCGCAACCACUUCGCCGCGCGGUGACGCUGCGGCGCACCACGAGGAGCCAGAGCUCAGCCCCGAGGCGCAGGAGGAAAUCGAGAAGGCUGAAGAUGAGUUUGUCACGCAGACCGAGGAGGCGGUCGGUGUGAUGAAGAAUGUCCUUGACACCCCCGAGCCGCUCCGCAACCUCGCCGAGCUCGUGGCUGCACAGAUGGAGUACCACAAGAAGGCUCACGAGAUCUUGUCAGAAUUGGCCCCCUUGAUUGAGGGACUGCAGGUUGAACAGGAGGCAAGUCACUUUCACAAUGGUCAGUUCAUUUGCCCCUCUUCCACUCUAUGGCCGUUUGCUAACCUUUGGCUGCCUUGCGUUCAGCUUCCCCUCGGGCUUCUCAACGCGGCCCAGGGCCACGCGAUGAUGGUUGAGUUGAAGAACGGCGAAACUCUCAACGGACACCUGGUUCAGUGCGAUACGUGGAUGAACCUCACUCUCAGGGAGGUGGUGCAGACGAGUCCAGAGGGCGACAAGUUCAUGCGGCUACCAGAGAUAUACGUCAAGGGAAACAACAUCAAAUACCUCCGCGUUCCCGACGAAGUCAUAGACCAAGUCAAGGAGCAACAACAGCAACACCAACAGCAACAUCAACAACACGGACAGCAGGGCGGCUUCAGGGGAGGAAGGGGUGGCGGCUCAAGAGGCGACCACCGCGGCGGAGGCGACAGGGGACGGGGCGGCCGAGGUCGGGGAGCUGGGCGUGGCCGGGGGAGGGGUGGUGCUUAG
This is a messenger RNA of Pyricularia pennisetigena, 1431 nucleotides long. RefSeq lists its product as uncharacterized. Gene Ontology annotation, molecular function: protein binding; U6 snRNA binding. Gene Ontology annotation, cellular component: spliceosomal tri-snRNP complex; U6 snRNP; cytoplasm. The record is from RefSeq and is a predicted model, not a curated record. The transcript has 7 exons. Lineage: Eukaryota; Fungi; Ascomycota; Sordariomycetes; Magnaporthales; Pyriculariaceae. Bases 1 to 1431 code for a protein of 476 amino acids. Gene Ontology annotation, biological process: mRNA splicing, via spliceosome; nuclear-transcribed mRNA catabolic process; P-body assembly.